This is a messenger RNA of Rubroshorea leprosula, 1003 nucleotides long. NCBI's taxonomy places the organism in Eukaryota, Viridiplantae, Streptophyta, Magnoliopsida, Malvales, Dipterocarpaceae. The record is from the annotation of a GenBank genome assembly.
GACAACAUACCACUCAUUCGGCGGAGAACAAGCUUUGGAGCUUAGCUUGUUUAGCCUGCCAUGGUACGUUCGUUUAACGUGCCUCUAGCCCAGGCACAUGAUGCUGUCACCAUGGUUCAGGGUAUGCAAAGUUUUGUUCCUCCAAUGGACAGACAAUGCGCGAAGGGUUACAUACAGCAGCAUGGGGGUCAUGCUACUAUGUUGAAAUUGAUGGACGCGUUUAGUUAUGCGGACGCACUAUUCAAGUGCGAGCAGAAAGCUCGUGGGCAAACCCGUGAGCUCACUAAAAACUACAAGCGAUUGGCUUCUAAGAAGGCAAGCUUAGAAGAUGAGGUGAACGAGUUGAAGGAAAAGCUGGAUAAGGGUCAAGCUAAAAGGGGCAACAAGAUUCAAGCCACAAGGGAUGAAGCCAGCCAUGUUGAGGAUUAUGCCAAGCAUGCAGAAGCUGAUAGGAUAAGAGCCAAGAAGUCUCACCAAUGCUUUAUAUGUAUUACACGAGCACAAAGGGCAAAGUGGCUAGUUGGCUCUGAGAUGUUUCAGGAUGUCGUGGCGGUUGCUUCAGCUAAUACCAUAACAGAGAUCUAUAAUGAUAUCCAUGGGAAGCUGAGGUGGGAGCUGAACGAGGAAAGAGUGUCCGUGUGGCCUUCAUCUGUUGUAGAAGAAGAGGAAGACGUGGAGGGCUUACCAAGCUUUGAUGCGUGGGUGGUAGAGCUGCUUGAAGAAUAAGCUGAACCUUCAAGUACUCCACCAACUUCUCAGGCGACACGCAAGCUUUUCCUCCUCUAGUUGGUCCUACUCCAGCCUGACCUUCUCCAGCUCGUGCUUUUUUAGCUCAUGCUGAUGCAUCCGUCCCUGUUGACUUGAUGAAUGACUAGGGUUUUAGACUUAGUUUUUUCUUUUGUAUUUUUUGUAUUGGUCAAACGACCUUUUUGAACAAUUUUAUCAUCGUCUCAUGUACUUGAAUGUAUAAAUGUGUGUAAAGAAAUACAAUUUGGGAGAUUUU